AUGGAGAAUCUUGUUACUGAUUUAUUGACCACUCUAAAUUUACCUGAAUAUCCUGCUUCAGCUUCUAUUCUAGAGGUUCUAUAUGCCAUACUAAUUCAGAAUGCUGGGACAAGUUCCAAGGAUUUUGCUUCACGUUCCAUGGCAAUUGAUAUUCUUGGCACUAUUGCGGCAAGGUUGAAGCAUGAUGCUGUGAUUUGUAGCCAGGAAAAGUUUUGGGUACUUCAAGAUUUACUUAGUAAGGAUGCUGCUCCUCCGAAUUAUCCGAAAGAUACAUGUUGUGCCUGUUUGGGUGGAAGGGCUGAGAAUUUGUUCCCAUGUUCCGGCUGCAAUAGGCUUUUUCAUGCUGAAUGCCUGGACAUUGAAGAAGAUGAAGUUCUCAAUCAGAACUGGUACUGUCACAUGUGCAUCUGCUCAAAGAAAUUGGCUGCUGAAGGAAUCAUUUGUAGGACAGAAGCUUGA
Molecule: messenger RNA, 459 nt
Organism: Vicia faba (fava bean)
Lineage: Eukaryota; Viridiplantae; Streptophyta; Magnoliopsida; Fabales; Fabaceae
Source: the annotation of a GenBank genome assembly